AUGGGUCCCUGUACGGCCUCCCAUUUACUGCUGCCAGGCCCGUAAUCUGCCAUGGGCCCCCGUACCGACUCCUCAUGCUGCUGCCAGGCCCAGUGUGUCAUGGGUCCCAGUACGGCCUCCCAUUGCUGCUGUCUCCAUCGCCACACUCUGCCAUGUGCCACUUUCAGGUCUCCUCACCACUGCUGGUGGGUUCCAUUUUGUCAUAGGGUGCUGGCAGAUUACGGGCCUCCUCAUUGCUGCUGCCAGGCCCAGUAAUCUGCCAUGGGCCCCCGUACCGACUCC
This is a messenger RNA of Staurois parvus, 282 nucleotides long. The record is from the annotation of a GenBank genome assembly. Lineage: Eukaryota; Metazoa; Chordata; Amphibia; Anura; Ranidae.